AUGAUGCGCUUCCUGGUACCCCAGCUGCCUUCCCUUCGUGGCAGGACUACCCCAUACUCCUCAGCAGCAGCACUCCCAAGACCCAUCCUGAACCCAGACAUCCACUACAACCAGCCAUUCAUCAACAAUGAGUGGCAAGAUGCUGUCAGCAAGAAGACCAUCCCGACAGUCAACCCCACCACUGGAGAGGUCAUUGGGUACAUGGCUAAAGGGGAUCAAGCUGAUGUGGAUCAGGCCGUGAAAGCAGCUCACGAGGCCUUCCGCUUGGGGUAUCCAUGGUGCCGGAUGGAUGCCUCCAAGCGGGGCUGGCUGUUGCACCGCCUGGCCAACCUUGUGGAAAGGGAUCGUGUCUGCUUGGCCUCACUGGAGACCUUGGACAAUGGAAAGCCCUUUGUCUCAUCUUAUGUCUUAGACCUGAAUGAGGUCAUCAAGGUAUACCGAUACUUUGCUGGUUGGGCUGACAAGUGGCAUGGCAAGACCAUCCCUAUGGAUGGUGAGCACUUCUGCUUCACUCGGCAUGAGCCUGUUGGCAUCUGUGGCCAGAUAAUCCCGUGGACUUUCCCCUUGGUCAUGCAGGGCUGGAAGCUCGCCCCAGCACUCUCUAUGGGCAACACUGUGGUCACGAAGGUUGCAGAGCAGACCCCCCUUUCUGCCCUGUACUUGGCCUCCCUCAUCAAGGAGGCAGGCUUUUCCCCUGGGGUGGUGAACAUUAUCACAGGCUAUGGCCCAACGGCAGGGGCGGCCAUCACUGGCUCCACGGAGGUGGGCCACCUGAUCCAGAAGGCAGCUGGUGAUUCCAACUUCAGGAGAGUCACCCCGGGGCUGGGUGGGAAGAGCCCCAGCAUUGUGUUGGCCGAUGCCGACAUGGGCCAUGCUGUGGAGCAGUGCCACGAAGCCCUCUUCUUCAACAUGGGCCUGUGCUGCUGUGCCGGUUCCCAGACCUUUGUGGAAGAAUCUAUCUAUGAUGAGUUUCUCGAGAGAACCGUGGAGAAAGCCAAGCAGAGGGAAGUUGGGAACCCUUUUGAGCUGGAUACCCAGCAGGGGCCCCAGGUGGACAAGGAGCAGUUUGAACGAAUCCUGGGCUACAUCCAGCUUGGCCAGAAAGAAGGUGCAAAGCUUCUCUGCGGCGGGGAGCGUUUUGGGGAACGUGGUUUCUUCGUCAAGCCCACGGUCUUUGGUGAUGUGCAGAAUGGCAUGAGGAUCGCUAAGGAGGAGAUCUUUGGGCCUGUGCAGCUGUUCAAGAAGAUUGAGGAGGUGAUUGAGAGGGCCAACAACACCAGGUAUGGCUUGGCUGCUGCCAUGUUUACCCAGGACCUGGAUAAGGCCAUGUACUUCACCCAAGCACUCCAAGCUGGGACGAUAUGGGUGAACACCUACAACAUUGUCACCAGCCACACACCAUUUGGGGGUUUCAAGGAAUCUGGCAAUGGAAGGGAGCUGGGGGAGGAUGAACUUAAGGCCUACAUGGAAGUGAAAACAGUCACUAUCAAGGUUCCUCAGAAGAACUCAAGAACGGUCACCAUGAGACCAACUCCAGUCCAAGGAUUCCACAAUCACCUAGACUAG
Trichechus manatus latirostris (Florida manatee) is the source of this 1566-nucleotide messenger RNA. It is a transcript of the gene ALDH1B1, whose product is annotated as aldehyde dehydrogenase 1 family member B1. The record is from RefSeq and is a predicted model, not a curated record. Gene Ontology annotation, molecular function: aldehyde dehydrogenase (NAD+) activity. NCBI's taxonomy places the organism in Eukaryota, Metazoa, Chordata, Mammalia, Sirenia, Trichechidae.